CACACACACACACACACACACACACACACACACACACACACAGAGAGCUCACUCAUCAGAGCGGAUUGAGGAGUGCAGUCAGCGGUUUUGGUGAGAGAUAUCUAGAUCAUAUCUGGAUUAUAUCAAUAGCAUCAGAUAUCGAUCUCCAUCCUCCAUAUGGGGUUCGCGGAGAUCCUCGGGGGGCUGCGGGAGCGCGCGGAGCGGCUCCUCACGGAGCCCAGCCCGCUGAGCGCCGUCCUGGGACGGCUGGAGGAGAGCACCGGCGUGAGGAGGAAGAUCCUGGCCCUCGGGGCAGUGUCUCUAACUGGACUCUAUCUGGUUUAUGGAUACGGAGCCUCUCUCCUUUGUAACCUCAUCGGCUUCGUCUAUCCUGCGUAUUACUCUGUGAAGGCCAUCGAGAGUGAGAACAAAGAGGACGACACCAAGUGGCUGACCUACUGGGUGGUCUACGGGGUCUUCAGUCUGGGGGAGUUCUUCUCUGAUAUCUUCCUCUACUGGUUCCCCUUCUACUAUGCCUUCAAGUGCCUGUUCCUGCUGUGGUGCAUGGCCCCGGUGGCGUGGAACGGCUCCCAGGUGAUCUACAACCGGGUGGUGCGGCCGUUAUUCCUGCGCCACGAAGCCGCGGUGGACAGCAUGAUGAACGACCUCAGUGGGAAGGCCAUGAGCGCCGCCGAGGCCAUGACCAGAGAAGUACUUUGUACUCUGGUGAAGAACCAGUCUCUGUUGACCCCGCCUUCAGCCCAGAUGGGCCGGGACCCCCAGAAGAGCUUACCCAGCCCGGCGGACCCCCAACCGGACCCCCGCACGGACACCCCGCCUGAACGCCCCCCGUUUCUGGGCUAAACUCCAGGAGGAGGAGAAGGAAGAGGUUGAGGAGGAGGUGGUGGAGGAAGAGGUGGAGGAGGAGCUGGAGGAGGAGGAGGAGGAGGAGGAAAAGGAGGAGGAAGAGGAGGCGGUGGUUGAGGACGAGGAGGAAGAGGAGGAGGUGGAGGACGACGGCGCUGAUACAAUCCAAAUUAUUGUUAUUAAUAUUUAUAAGUAUGUAGGCCUACAACAUAAUAUAUCAAAAAUGUAUACAUUUGUUAAAAAUAAUUCAUCAAUUCAGCAGUAUUCAUUUACAACAUUUGUAUUAUUUGAUCAUAACAUCCUGAUAUAUAAUGUAAUAUGUAAUAUAUACGUAUUGUGAUGAUGAUGAUGCUGUCAUUGUUAGUAAAACUGUUGUUAUUGACGUCAGCUGUAGCCUAUUAGCCUAUAGCCUAUACAUAGAGCAUGUUGCCUAUUGUCCGAGGCUAGUCGGCUAUGUUUGAAUGACAAAGUGAAUUUGAUAGGAAAUUCAUAAUAUUUAUGCUCACUUUUUUACACGAAAUAAAAAGAAAGCUUGUAAGCAACUA
Messenger RNA from Gadus macrocephalus (Pacific cod), 1391 nucleotides. It is a transcript of the gene reep6, whose product is annotated as receptor accessory protein 6. NCBI's taxonomy places the organism in Eukaryota, Metazoa, Chordata, Actinopteri, Gadiformes, Gadidae. The transcript has 6 exons. The record is from RefSeq and is a predicted model, not a curated record. Bases 157 to 843 code for a protein of 228 amino acids.